AUGUAUAAUAGUUUUAGCGGUCAAAUCCCCUUAUCGAUUUCAAACCUUGCAAAGCAUACUCACUUGUUUCUUUCUAAUGACAAUUUGAACGGACAAUUACCAGAUUCCAUUGGCAACAUGAGCCAACUUGCUUUCUUGAACCUUUCUAGAAAUCAACUAAUAGGUCCCAUUCCUUUGUAUACAAUUGGGUUUUCUAGGUUAACUUACCUUGAUUUAAAAACUAACUCACUUAAUGGGAUAAUACCAUCUUGGUUAUUUACUCUACCUUCAUUGGUUUCUAAAGAAUUGAGAGACAAUAAGUUGCAAGGACAAAUUCCAGGAUCUGUUUAUGAACUCGUGAACCUGACACAAUUUCUAAACUCACUUAGAGUUCUUGAUCUGUCUAAUAUCAAUUUCAGUGGCAUUAUUCCACAUUGUUUGGGAAACUUCAGCAAUAGUCUCUCAGUGCUGAAUUUAGGGAUGAAUAGCUUUCAUGGAACCUUUACUGUAGCAUUUAAAAAAGGUAGCAUGCUAAGGAAUCUUAACUUGAAUGGCAACCAGAUUGAGGGACAAGUUCUACGAGCUUUGCUCAAUAGUGAACACUUGGAUGUUCUAGAUCUUGGAAUAAACAAGAUAAAUGAUACAUUCCCCCACUGGUUAGGAACUCUUCUGGAAUUGCAGUGGCCUUUUGCCAACGAAUUAUAUGAAAAAUUUGAAGCUAUGAUGAAUGUGGAUGAACAUGCAAUGAAAUUGAAAUACAUGGGUGAUAUCUAUUAUUAUGAUUAUGUGGUGGUGAUUAUGAAAGGACAUGAGAUUGAAUUUUCAAGAAUCUUAACCAUUUUGUCAAUCAUUGAUUUAUCGAGCAACAAAUUUAUAGGAGAGAUUCCGAAAUCCGUUGGGAGGCUUAAUUCACUUCGAUAUCUUAACUUAUCUCAUAACAACCAGAAAGACCACAUCCCAACUUCACUUGGAAAUUUGAAAAACCUUGAAUCAUUGGAUCUAUCCUCAAACAAGUUUACAAGUUUGAUGUUUCUUGAGAGAAUUCACAUUGAAAAUAAUGUCGUGUUUCUCCUUGUUGAAAUGUUGCCAAGUUUGCUUGUAGGGAGGUCAAACAUUCUUAAUUCAAUGGUGAUUAAGGGAUCACACUGGAGAUAUUGA
Camellia sinensis is the source of this 1137-nucleotide messenger RNA. NCBI's taxonomy places the organism in Eukaryota, Viridiplantae, Streptophyta, Magnoliopsida, Ericales, Theaceae. The record is from RefSeq and is a predicted model, not a curated record.